CGUUUACUAAGAUGAAGGACUAAAACAAAAGCGGAAAUCAAAACGUAAAACAAUGUAGACAAAACCUCAUAGAACGUUUUUAUUUCAAAUCGCUGAACCUUCUGUAAACAGUAUGAACAGGAAGUCGUCUAGCUUGCACAUGCGCAGAAGAAACCGGGUUUUCCGGUAUAACUCGGGUGUCUGGCCGACAGUAAAUAAACGCACGUCUUCAAGGCAGCGACAUGUCGGCCGACACCAAGAUCGCAGAGCUGCUCACGGAACUUCAUCAGCUCAUCAAACAGACCCAGGAGGAGAGAUCUCGCAGUGAACACAACCUCCUCAACAUUCAGAAGACACACGAGAGGAUGCAGACGGAGAACAAAACUUCUCCGUACUACCGCACCAAGCUGAGAGGACUGUACACCACUGCCAAAGCAGACGCCGAGGCCGAGUGCAGCAUUCUACGUCAUGCCCUGGAUAAAAUCGCAGAAAUCAAGUCGUUGUUGGAGGAGAGGAGGAUCGCUGCUAAGAUGGCAGGAGUUUACAGCGACACUGAUCCGCCCAGGAAGACAAUGAGGCGCGGCGUCCUCAUGACCCUCCUCCAGCAGUCGGCCAUGACGCUGCCGCUGUGGAUCGGAAAACCCGGGGAAAGUCCGCCUCCACUGUGUGGAGCCACUCCUGCCAACAGCGACUACGUGGCCAAGCAGGGCGACAAAGUGGCAGCAAGGGUGAAAGCCGUGGACGGAGACGAGCAGUGGAUCCUGGCUGAGGUCGUCAGCUACAACCACUCCACCAACAAGUACGAAGUGGACGACAUCGAUGAAGAAGGCAAAGAGAGACACACUCUGAGCCGGCGGCGGAUCAUCCCUCUGCCACAGUGGAAGGCAAACCCAGAGACGGACCCUGAAGCUCUGUUCAGCAAAGACCAGCUGGUUCUGGCUCUGUACCCCCAGACCACCUGCUUCUACAGAGCCCUCAUCCACACCCCACCACACAGGCCUCAGGACGAUUACUCGGUGUUGUUCGAGGACACGUCGUACGCUGACGGUUACUCUCCUCCUCUAAACGUGGCGCAGAGAUACGUGGUCGCCUGCAAAGAGAACAAGAAGAAGUGAUCAAGGCCUGGAUACGAAAACCACACCAGACCAGAAUGACUCUAAUGGAGCCGGAGCCAUCUUUUUUCUUCUUUUUUUUUUUAUGCUGGAUUAUCUGUGACGAGCAACACAAACACCUGAGAACACACUUUAAAUAAAAACUUCAAAGGAU
Solea senegalensis (Senegalese sole) is the source of this 1245-nucleotide messenger RNA. RefSeq names its product SAGA complex associated factor 29 (gene sgf29). The record is from RefSeq and is a predicted model, not a curated record. Bases 222 to 1094 code for a protein of 290 amino acids. The transcript has 10 exons. Lineage: Eukaryota; Metazoa; Chordata; Actinopteri; Pleuronectiformes; Soleidae. Gene Ontology annotation, cellular component: SAGA complex.